AUGGGGCAAACAAGCAGACUAACCAAGUUGCGGGCCAUUCCUAAUAAUGGAACCAUCCGAUACCUUGGCCCCUUCAAUCGAGGACGCUUUUUCCUAACGACCCCAGAGACCUUGGCGGAUGUUCUUGUGAACCGCGCUUACGACUGGGAGAAGCCUAAACACUUCAGGACCAACCUUGGUCGAAUUCUCGGUUUCGGCCUUUACUUUGCCGAAGGCGACGUACAUCGCAUCCAGCGCAAGGCGUUGACGCCUGUUUUCAAAUCUCGCCACAUCCGCGACGAUCUGUACCCCAUCUUUUGGGCCAAGGCGUGCGAGUGCGUGGCAGAGUUAAUUAAACACAUCAGCACACGGCACAAAGACGACUGGGGACCGAAAGCGUCAGGGAAGGGCAAUCCUGUCAGUGGAACGGUCGAGGUCUCAGGUUGGGCAUCUCGCGCGACGCUGGAUAUUAUCGGUGUUGCGGGGCUAGGGCACGAUUUUCAGGCUCUGAAGAGCCCGGAAGGGGAACUCAUCCAGGCGUACAGCAAGAUCUUUGCGCCGAGUUCUCACAGCUGGACGUUGUUUAUCCUGGGGAUGAUCUUCCCUCCGUGGGUGGUGUCUUUGGUGCCACUGAAGGCGAAUAGGGAUAUCAAGGCUGGUGUCAAGUCCGUUCGCAAUGUGUGUCGGCAGCUGAUCAAGGAAGCUUCAGCUGGUGACGCAAGGAAAGCUGACGGGGGUUGGAUAUACUGUCUGUCACUCUCCAGUCAGAUGCAUUUUUACCAUGACACGGAGGCCCUCGUCGAUCAGCUGAUGACCUUCCUCAUCGCGGGCCACGAGACGACGGCUGCGGCAAUGACCUGGGUAAUCUACCUCUUAGCAGUUUACCCCGAUAUCCAAGAAACAUUGCGACAGGAAGUCCGAGAAAACCUCCCCUCGCCGGCCUGGGGGCAAGGUAUCACAAAGCACAACAUCGACCGCCUACCCUAUCUAACCACCGUCUGCCUCGAAGUACUGUGGUGUUUUCCUCCCCUGCCACUGACCGCGCGCGUGGCGAUCCGCGACACAAGGAUUGGAGAUGUGCACAUCCCGGCUGGGUCAGAAGUCUUUCUUGUGCCCUGGGCGAUUAAUAAGAGUGAGAGGCUUUGGAGCAAGGACGCGUUGCACUUCAAUCCUCGCUGGUGGCUCAAGACUGUUCCGGCGCGCUCUCCCAUUGAGGAUGGUGGCGACAGGGAAACUGAGAAUAUCAAACCGUUUGGGGUUGCUAAUUUUGCGAAGGAAGAGUUCACGUGUCUCCUGGCUGCCUGGGUAGGCCGCUUCAAAAUGGAGUUGCACGACCCAGAGCUGGCGGUUUACAAGAAUGUCAAGAUCGGAGGCGGGAUCACCGCCAGACCUAACAAGGGCAUGUACAUCAACAUGACUGUGUUGGAUGGUUGGUAA
Messenger RNA from Thermochaetoides thermophila DSM 1495, 1416 nucleotides. RefSeq lists its product as uncharacterized. The coding region runs from base 1 to 1416 and encodes 471 amino acids. Gene Ontology annotation, molecular function: oxidoreductase activity, acting on paired donors, with incorporation or reduction of molecular oxygen; heme binding; iron ion binding. The record is from RefSeq and is a predicted model, not a curated record. NCBI's taxonomy places the organism in Eukaryota, Fungi, Ascomycota, Sordariomycetes, Sordariales, Chaetomiaceae. The transcript has 3 exons.